Porites lobata is the source of this 2771-nucleotide messenger RNA. Lineage: Eukaryota; Metazoa; Cnidaria; Anthozoa; Scleractinia; Poritidae. The record is from the annotation of a GenBank genome assembly.
AUGGCACAGUUCCACCCAAUAUUGGAGAAAUUGUACCCUGUCAUGGAAAACUUUAUUUUCAUUUAUUUCCUCAUGAGGACGUUGGAGUCAGGGAGAGAAGACUAUGAUCCAUUAUCAAAUUGUUGGUCUUCAUUUCCAUAUGAGGAUCACAGGACAGUGAAGAAAAUAUUUGCUAUGAAUGAUGAGGCAAUUUAUGCCCUGGUGGCUGAAGAUAUACUAUGUUGCCCUGACUGUACAUCCCUGUACCUCCGUAAAAUUCCUGGACCCUGUAGUAAGACCCCACAUCUUUCUUUCUUGAGAAAGUACAAACCAGAAACCAGUUCCUGGGAAGACAUAACAUCAUUUGAUUUGGACUGUAAUUCAAGGUCGGGGAUUUGCGUUGUAGCCAAGGACAAUUUUGUUUAUUUCAUUGGUGGUGGUUAUUGCAGCCCAGAUCGACAUGAGAUCCUUGCAAGUGCUGACAGAUAUGAUCUCAUCAACGAUACAUGGGAGAAUUUAGCAAACCUUCAGCUUCCAAGAUGGUAUGCUCGCGCUACUGCAACAUAGACUGCAAAACAGUCCGUAUUUUUGCGUAUUCAAGUACGCGCGAGCAGUCAAACAAAAGGUCUGCAACGAAGCUGAAAACAGAGAGCGAGACUGGGGAGAGACGCUAAAAAUACGGACUGUCCGUUUUGCAUACGUGAUAUUCGUUCGAAUUACCCGCUUCUCCCAGCCACGGGCAAUUCCCAUUGGCUAAAUUUCGAUGCAAGCUGUCACCAAGCUGUCAAGUAAUGUUUUUAACAAGUCAUUCGCGAUAUUCCCUACCGUGAUGAAUUUCUAAAGCUUUCGCUUUAAAAUGACGAAUGUUGAUCGCCUGGAUUUGCUUGCAAGAAUUGGGAUUUGUUUUAAAAUCGGAGCAAAGGGAAGCUGUGGAGUUGCUGCUCAGGGGAAAAGAUGUUUUCUGUGUUCUACCAACAGGAUUUGACAAAAGCCUUAUUUAUCAGAUGUUUGUUCAUGCAAAGAGUUCUCAGUCAAGUUCCGUGCAACGGCCGACCGUCAUUAUUAUCUCGCCUGGCUAAAAAAGGGGGAUUGGUAGGAAACACACGACCCAGUUAACCUCAUGCAAAAAUGCUUCUUGUUCCAUUGAAUUGUUUUCUCUGUCGAGUAGAUUUUGCUUUGGAGGAAAACGUUUUGAUUGAGCAAAUGUGAGUUUUGGCCGCUUAUUAAAUAUAUUUCAUACUGAGAGGUCGUGACACGCAUAUUGAUUUUCUCUGGUCGGCAUGAUUUGCUCUCUGAUACAAGAGCAUUUUCCUUCUUAGCCCUUUUAGAAAUGUAAAGCUCUUCAUUGCGGCUGAUUAAGGGUUUUAGGUUGCUUUAUUUCUCCAAAGUGCCUCCUGGAUUUGAAUAAUUUUAAGCGAUUUUCUUUGUGUCCGUCAAUGUGACUUUUUCCUGCAAUGUUUUGUCAUGCUGGGCCCAGCUCGUUACAGUUUUCAGCAGGAUGUUUAAAUUCUCACAGAUAGUGAUUUACAGAUCUAAAUCGCCAAGACGUGGAUUGGAAUGAGGGGAUUUACUCAUUCUUUUCAGUCGCAAUAAUUGUUCAUUGUCAGUUGGCGUGUUCAGCUCUUCUCUAAUUUGCGAAAGAAUCGCCGUGCAGUUUCACGGAGAUCCCAGGGCAGUUUCUAACCUUUGUUCCGCACGGGGAGCAAACUCUUGUGGAGAAAGAUUCUCGAUCCUUCCUCGAGGACAACGAAAAGGUCGUUUUUUCAGUAGGUCGGCCCACUUUGGUAACGUUUCCCCUUUUCUGGUAGGCGCAACAAACACAUUUUCCGAGCUUAUCCAUCCACUCGCAAAAUUGCCGAACUGUGUUUUCAAACAACAGCCGCACAUUCUACAAUUUAUCCGAAACGCUCGGCUCUUUCGGCUUUCUCCCUCUCCGACGAGCAGGCACAGGCUUUGUUGUCGUACCGCCACUUCCACUAUAUAUACUACAUUUCACUAUAUACACUACGUUUCACAGAGAAGCAACGCUAAAAACUGCCUUAAAAUUACUGGAUUACAGUGUCAAGAUUCGAAGCAAAGUGCAGACAAUAACACGCGCUAUUCUCCCUCGAAACCAAUCACCGGGUGUAUCAAAUUCACAAAGACGGCGGAGCUGUGAACAGAUUUUUGACAGCUCGACGACGUUUUUGAACCCCCUGGUCGGAACGAACUCGUCGUAUGGAAAACAGACAGUCGGUUUUUUUUCUCCCGCCUCACACGCCCUACGGGCGUGUGAGGCACGCGCGCUUCGCGCGCGUAAGACUCUUACGCCACGCUUUACCGAUUUCUUUACUGAUUUUGAGAAAAAAAACCGACUGUUUUGCAGUCUAACUGCAACACACCACAAAAUUUUUGUGGUUGGUGGAGUAAAAGGUGAUUUACUAGCUGAGAGUUGUGAAAUGUAUGAUGAAGAUACAAAGGAAUGGCAUUUUGCAGCAAGGCUGAGGAAGACACCAUUCGAUCAUUACAAUCCAACUUUGCUGGGUGUUGAUAACAAGCUGUAUUGUUUAAUCCGACUAAUUUGUGCAUGGAAUCGAAAAGACAAAAUUGAUUGCUAUGACUUUGAGAAAAAUGAAUGGAAAGAGAAAACUCAAAUACCAUUUGAAGAACUGUCACCGAGAGGGUUGAAAAAUGAAUCUUACUUACAAAUUACUUCAUGUUGUUCAAUGGGAAUUUUCAAAAGACACAAUUUUCUUCAACAUGCCUCAUUCAAAGACAUUAAAACUGGGAAAGAUAAAUGUGUUAUCAUGUGA